AUGGCUGCUUAUGUUAACCGUACGAUAUCGAUGAUGGCUGGCGACGGGCCACAUAACGUCGCGACGCUCAACAAUGGCGCCGUCCGCGUUAACAUGACCAAUGUGGAUUCCCCGCUUCAGAUAUUUGUAAGGGCAAAGAAGAAGAUCAAUGACAUAUUCAUUGAAAUUGAUGACUAUGUCAAAGAUGCGGUAACAUUUAUGCAUGCUGUUUCGGGCGAGGGGAAGAUCGCGACCACGCAGGAUGUGGCAAACGUCGAGGCAUACGUCAGCAAAGUCGAAGCCAUACGGGAAGUUCUCAAACGGGAUCACAUGAAAGUGGCCUUCUUUGGCAGGACUAGCAACGGCAAGAGUACUGUGAUAAAUGCUAUGCUGCACGACAAGAUCCUUCCUAGCGGUAUCGGCCACACCACCAACUGCUUCCUGCAGGUGGAGGGGUCCGACACUGACGAGGCCUACAUGCGCACGGAAGGCUCAGAGGAGAAACUCAAUGUUCAGUCGGUGAGCCAACUGGGGCACGCGUUGUGCGCCACCCGGCUGCAGGAGUGCUCGCUGGUGCACGUGCACUGGCCCAGGGAGCUGUGCGCGCUGCUGCGCGAUGACGUGGUGCUGGUCGACAGUCCAGGGGUGGACGUGACGCCCAACCUGGACGAGUGGAUCGACCGCUACUGCCUCGACGCGGACGUGUUCGUGCUCGUGGCCAACGCGGAGUCCACGCUCAUGGUCACGGAGAAGAACUUCUUCCACAAGGUGUCUACGAAGAUAUCGCAACCGAACAUUUUCAUACUGAACAACAGGUGGGACGCGUCCGCUUCGGAGCCAGAGUACCUCGAUCAGGUGCGCACUCAGCAUGCGAACCGAUGCGUGGACUUCUUGUCGCGGGAGCUUCGCGUCUGCACCCCGAAGGAGGCAGAGGAGAGGAUCUUCUUCAUCUCCGCUAAGGAGGCCCUGCUCACCAGGAUGCGGGAGAGGGAGAAACCAGUCUCGUCGCCCGUGCUGGCGGACGGGCACCAGGUGCGCUACUUCGAGUUCGUGGACUUCGAGCGCAAGUUCGAGGAGUGCAUCAGCCAGUCGGCCGUGCGCACCAAGUUCGCGCAGCACUCGCGCCGCGGCAAGAACAUCGCCGCGGACGUCAUGGCGGCGCUCGACCUGGUGUAUAACAAGGCGAGCGACAUGAAGUCGUCCAAAGUGGAGAAGCAGCGGAUCCUACACGAGCAGCUGUCCGCCGUCGAGGAGCAGCUGACCGCCAUCACGCGCCAGAUGAAGGACAAGAUUGGAAGAAUGGUCGAGAGCGUCGAACACAAGGUGUCGCUGACGCUGAGCCAGGAGAUAAGGCGGCUGUCCGCGCUGGUGGACGAGUACGAGGCGCCGUUCCGCGGCGAGCGCGGCGCCCUGGAGCACUACAAGCGGCAGCUGCACCGCCACGUGGAGGCGGGCCUCGGCUCCCGGCUGAAGAAGCGCCUCUCGGCCGACAUCGGGCAGGAGCUGGACGACGUGCAGAAAGAGAUGGCCGAGCGCAUGUACAACAUCCUGCCCGUCCACAAGCGCGCGGCCGCCGCCAACUACAUAGUUCCGCACCAGCAGCCCUUCGAGGUGCUGUACCGGCUCAACUGCGACAACCUCUGCGCCGACUUCCAGGAGGACCUCUCCUUCCGCUUCUCGUACGGCAUCACCGCGCUGAUACAGCGCUUCCAGGGCAGGAACGCGAGCAGGAUCGCGCUCAAGAACCCGCCGCAGUACACGCCGAUUCCGGCGGUGGUGAGUGGGCCAGGGGGCGCGGCACCCUGCACGGAUGUGGUGCGCCGCAGCGGGGGUGCCUCAAUGGGCCCCCUCAGCGCCGAGGAGUGGGGCCUGGUCUCGCGCUUCGCCCUCGGAGCCCUAACCUCGCAGGGCACCAUGGGCGGCCUGCUGCUCUCCGGACUGCUGCUGAAGACGGUCGGCUGGCGGGUGGUGGCCGUGACGGGGCUGGUGUACGGGGCGCUGUACGCGUACGAGCGGCUCACGUGGACGGCGAAGGCGCAGGAGCGGCUCUUCAAGCGGCAGUACGUUGCGCACGCGAGCAAGAAGCUGCGGCUCAUCGUCGACCUCACGUCGGCCAACUGCAGCCACCAAGUGCAGCAGGAACUAUCGACGAUGUUCGCGCGUCUGUGCCGGCUGAUAGACGAAGCGACCACCGAGAUGGACUCCGAGCUGUCUGAGGUGCGAGACGCCAUCAAGAUGCUGGAGGAGGCGUCCACUUCGGCGAAGAAGCUGCGAAACAAGGCGCACUACCUCAGCCACGAGCUGGAGCUCUUCGACGACGCCUUCCUCAAGAACAAC
Messenger RNA from Iphiclides podalirius (scarce swallowtail), 2316 nucleotides. The record is from the annotation of a GenBank genome assembly. NCBI's taxonomy places the organism in Eukaryota, Metazoa, Arthropoda, Insecta, Lepidoptera, Papilionidae.